AUGAAUGUGUUUGUAUUGGUUUUUUUAUAUUUAAUUUCAAGAUUCGUGUCGUCGAACGAAAUAAAUCAUUCAAGACAUAGAAAAUAUGCUGAGGAACAUAGUUUGUCGCUUAGAGAUAUUUUGCCUCUAAAACCAAAAAAUUAUGACAAAAAUAGAGCUCCUAAAUAUCAAGGACAACCCACAACCGUUUAUUUUCAUGUCACAGUUCUUUCUUUGGAUUCUAUAAACGAGGAGUCGAUGACAUACGUAACUGACAUAUUUCUUGCACAAAGCUGGAGGGAUCAUAGGCUUAGAUUGCCAGAAAAUAUGAGUGAAGAAUAUCGUAUUCUUGAUGUGGAUUGGUUACAUAGUAUAUGGAGACCAGACUGCUUUUUUAAAAAUGCCAAAAGUGUGACGUUUCAUGAAAUGACAAUACCUAAUCACUAUUUAUGGCUGUAUCAUGAUAAAACUCUUCUUUAUAUGUCAAAGUUGACUUUAGUUUUGUCAUGUGCUAUGAAAUUUGAAUCAUAUCCACAUGACACUCAAAUAUGUACAAUGAUGAUUGAAAGCUUGUCUCAUACAAACCAUGAUUUAGUUUUUAUAUGGAACAUGACUGACCCAUUGGUUGUUAAUCCAGAAAUAGAAUUACCUCAACUUGAUAUAUCUAACAAUUAUACAACUGAUUGUACAAUAGAAUACUCCACUGGUAACUUUACAUGUUUGGCGGUGGUGUUUAACCUUACAAGACGAUUAGGAUAUCAUUUAUUUCACACGUAUAUUCCGUCAGCUUUAAUUGUUGUAAUGUCUUGGAUAUCAUUUUGGAUUAAACCAGAAGCAAUCCCUGCCCGAGUAACACUUGGUGUUACAUCUUUAUUAACAUUAGCUACCCAAAAUACGCAGUCACAACAGUCGUUACCACCAGUGUCAUAUGUUAAAGCAAUUGAUGUAUGGAUGUCAAGUUGCUCAGUGUUUGUAUUUAUGUCGUUAAUGGAAUUUGCUGUUGUUAAUAACUAUAUGGGACCCGUAGCGACAAAAGCAAUGAAAGGUUAUUCGGAUGAAGAUCUCCAUUCAGAAAUUAAUGAUUAUAGGGGUAUUGAACGUCCUAGAUUUAGUACAGCCAGCGCUCCUCAAUAUGAUACAUUUUGUAACGGAAGAAGCAUAGCUUUGUGCAUCGAUCAAUUUUCAAGAUUUUUCUUCCCAUUUUCGUUCCUAAUCUUAAAUAUUGUAUACUGGUCAACUUUUCUUUAGUAUAACAUGUUCAAAAAAGUGCACAAUUUAUUUUACAGCUGUAAAAUCUGUAUUUUUUAGUAAAGUUUAUUUAACUUUAUUGCUUUAUUUUUGAAUUGCUAACGUAUGAUAUAUUCAGCUGAAAGCGUUGCGGCAUUUACUUACACUUUAUUUAAGAACGAUUGUUUUCAAAUUUAUUACAAAAAUUUAAUAAAAUCAUUAUUUUUUAUUUUAAUGCAGAGAUUAACAUUAAAAAUAAAAUGACAUCAUGAUUAAAAUAAUUCCCCUCAAUUAACUAAAAUCUUAAUUUAUAAUAUUAUCUUGCAAUUUAAAAUGGGCGACUUAAAAGUAGCGUUUUGGUCACAGGCUGAAAUUACCAUUAUGAUCGUCGUAAUGCUACUAGCUCAGCCAGUUAU
Aethina tumida (small hive beetle) is the source of this 1622-nucleotide messenger RNA. RefSeq names its product glycine receptor subunit alpha-2 (gene HisCl1). Bases 1 to 1227 code for a protein of 408 amino acids. Gene Ontology annotation, cellular component: membrane; synapse; neuron projection. The record is from RefSeq and is a predicted model, not a curated record. Gene Ontology annotation, biological process: signal transduction; regulation of membrane potential; chemical synaptic transmission. The transcript has 8 exons. NCBI's taxonomy places the organism in Eukaryota, Metazoa, Arthropoda, Insecta, Coleoptera, Nitidulidae. Gene Ontology annotation, molecular function: neurotransmitter receptor activity; extracellular ligand-gated monoatomic ion channel activity; transmembrane signaling receptor activity.